This is a messenger RNA of Malus domestica (apple), 1097 nucleotides long. RefSeq lists its product as uncharacterized. The record is from RefSeq and is a predicted model, not a curated record. Lineage: Eukaryota; Viridiplantae; Streptophyta; Magnoliopsida; Rosales; Rosaceae.
UGCACGAGAAAUGCAAGCCCGAGGGCUUGUACAUGAGGUUCUUCGGUUACAAAAAAUGCAUUUGAAGGAUAAAUCUUGAGUUCUUUGGUUAUCUCUAGGGAAUAGGAAUACUAAAUUUUUUCACUCUAUUGUGAAAUUCAAAAAGCUUCAUCAAUCUUUGGCAUCAGUUUGUGUGGGUUUCAUGUAUUGGAUGAUCUGGUCUCUAUACAAGAUCACAUCGUGACAUAUUCGAACUGGAUUGGUGUGGCUGGGUUUUAAAAAGGUGCCUUUGGGAAAAAGGUCUCAUCAUAUUCAACCAAGUUCUACUCGAAAACUUUGGAUUAUAGUGGCUUGUACUUUUAUUGGGGACUUUGGUUUCUUUGCAAUCAAAUUCGAUUUGAGGGCAAGUCUACUUUCCUGGAUUAUGCGUGGCUAGCUACUCGGUUUCGUGACUUGGCUCUAGUGUGUUUUUCAAGUGGUAGCUCAUCCUCUUCAGUGUUGCCUAUUUUCUCAAUAUGGGUAUCUCGCUGUUUCUAUUGUGGCUCCAUCCUUUAUUCUAGUCAUCUGGAGGUUGCUGAUGGUUGGGUGGCUCAAGGGUAACAUCAAUGGAUCUUGUGCCAAUGAACGUGUUGGAUUUUGGGGGAUUUUUUCGCUCAUUGAAAGCUCCGGUGCAUCAGAUGCAGCAGUAUUAUAGACUUGGGUCACUUGAUAACUGUUCUGGGAAAUGGACUUCUCUGGUUGAUUGCUUGGUUUUGAAGACGAAGCGGUCAUCUGAAGUGCAGGAAAUUUUGGAAACUCGGGAGAAAGGCAAGUCUCAUGUCUGGACUUUUCGAACUCCAGAAGAAGCAUCAGUUAACUGGAAAGAACAAUUUGGAGAUUUAGAUGAAGUGGAAUGACUGAGAUUCAGUCCAGCAUUCGUCGAACUUUUUCCCCACAAUCGGCGAGAGAUCUGCGCGUUCCUGUAGAAUUUUGUUUAUUUUUGUCAGGAAACUCAAAUGGUUAAUUUGAAGACACAAACGGGACGCAGAUAAACAUUUUUGAUCUUUGGUAGCAAUAAUAUCAAAUAUUGUUUCAGUACGUAGAAAGAGAGUAAUGCCAAAGAUAUCAUAUUAUCUGAU